This is a messenger RNA of Lagenorhynchus albirostris (white-beaked dolphin), 1994 nucleotides long. It is a transcript of the gene KYAT3, whose product is annotated as kynurenine aminotransferase 3. Gene Ontology annotation, molecular function: pyridoxal phosphate binding; L-kynurenine:2-oxoglutarate transaminase activity. Gene Ontology annotation, cellular component: cytoplasm; mitochondrion. Bases 317 to 1684 code for a protein of 455 amino acids. The record is from RefSeq and is a predicted model, not a curated record. NCBI's taxonomy places the organism in Eukaryota, Metazoa, Chordata, Mammalia, Artiodactyla, Delphinidae. The transcript is spliced from 15 exons. Gene Ontology annotation, biological process: biosynthetic process.
GCAAUUUGGGCAUUUUGUAAACGGUGUGGGAAGCUGACACCGACUCCAGUUCAUCCGUAAUCAGUAUUCUUCCAGUUCAUCCGUAAUCGGUAUAAUCAAUUUAAAAAAAGGAACAAGGCUGCUCACUUGCCACAGAAGACAGUGGUGAACUAAACGCACCAGGUCCCCCUGUUCAUGGCGCUUACAUUAAAUUAUCAAAUGAAUGAGUGAGUGGUCAGCCAAACAAACAGAAAGUGCUUUGCAGAGAAUUAACCUAAGCUGAUGUGAUGUAGAAUGGCUAAGAGGCUGUCAUUUAAGCUGAAUUUUAUUGACAAGCAUGUUUUUGGCCCGGGGGAGACUGUGCACCCUUGGCAGUAGACCUCAAUUCCUGAAGACAAUUUGUGCUUCAAAAAUCCUUGGACUCUCUACUUCUGCUAAAAUGUCUUUGAAAUUCAAAAAUGCAAAACGAAUUGAAGGCCUUGAUAGCAAUGUGUGGAUUGAAUUUACCAAGUUGGCUGCAGACCCCUCUGUUGUGAAUCUUGGCCAAGGCCUUCCAGAUAUAUCCCCUCCUGUAUAUGUAAAGGAAGAAUUAUCAAAGAUUGCAGCAAUUGAUAGUCUGAAUCAGUACACACGGGGCUUUGGUCAUCCAUCACUUGUGAAAGCUCUGUCCUGCCUAUAUGAAAAGUUUUAUCAAAAUCAAAUAAAUCCAAAUAAAGAAAUCCUCGUGACAGUAGGAGCAUACGGAUCUCUUUUUAAUGCCAUUCAAGGAUUAAUUGAUGAGGGAGAUGAAGUCAUAGUGAUAGUGCCUUUCUAUGACUGCUAUGAGCCCAUGGUGAGAAUGGCUGGAGCAAUACCUGUUUUUAUUCCCCUGAGAUCUAAACUUGUUGAUGGGAAAAAAUGGUCUAGUUCUGACUGGACAUUAGAUCCUCAAGAACUGGCAAGCAAAUUUAAUUCCAAAACCAAAGCUAUAAUACUAAAUACUCCGCAUAACCCCCUUGGCAAGGUGUAUACCAAAGAGGAACUCCAAGUAAUUGCUGACCUUUGCAUCAAAUAUGACACACUCUGCAUCAGUGAUGAGGUUUAUGAAUGGCUUGUGUAUACUGGAAAUAAGCAUUUUAAAAUAGCCACUUUUCCAGGUAUGUGGGAGAGAACAAUAACGAUAGGAAGUGCUGGAAAGACUUUCAGUGUCACUGGCUGGAAGCUUGGCUGGUCCAUUGGUCCUAAACAUUUGAUAAAACAUUUACAGACAGUUCAACAAAAUACCGUUUAUACUUGUGCGACUCCUUUACAGGAAGCUUUGGCUCAAGCUCUUUGGAUUGACAUCAAGCGCAUGGAUGACCCAGAAUGCUACUUUAAUUCUUUGCCAAAAGAGUUAGAAGUGAAAAGAAAUCGCAUGGUACAUUUACUUGAAAGUGUUGGCCUAAAACCCAUAGUUCCUGAUGGGGGAUACUUCAUCAUUGCUGAUGUGUCUUUGCUAGAUACAGACCUUUCUGAUAUGAAGAACAGCAAUGAACCUUAUGACUAUAAAUUUGUAAAAUGGAUGACUAAAAAUAAGAAAUUGUCAGCCAUCCCAGUUUCAGCAUUCUGUAAUGCAGAGACCAAAUUACAGUUUGAGAAAUUUGUGCGAUUUUGCUUCAUUAAAAAAGACAGUACACUGGAUGCUGCUGAAGAAAUCAUCAAGGCAUGGAGUAGACAGAAGUUUUGAUACAUGCAAACUGCAUUGUUUCUAUUAAAUGACCUAGUAUGGAAUUAUUUAGUACUGCUACUUGCCGGGUAUUGAAAAAAAAAUUUCAGUACAAAUGAAAUUUAAAGGACUAUUUCCAUUGUUAAUCCCACUCCUGACAAUAUUCAGGAGAUCUGAUUUUUUUUUCAGCUAAAAUGUAUUAAAACACCUUUUAGACCAUUUUAUGAGUCAGUAUAGUGCAGUGGUAAGAACUAUGAGAUGCUGGUUGAUGCUUAACCUCUCUGUGCUUCAGUUUCCUCAUAAAAGGGGAAUAAAAAUAGCACCUACUUUA